This is a messenger RNA of Seminavis robusta, 972 nucleotides long. Lineage: Eukaryota; Bacillariophyta; Bacillariophyceae; Naviculales; Naviculaceae. The record is from the annotation of a GenBank genome assembly.
AUGAGCGCGCACACAAUGCCGCAGGAGCCAUCGGCAUCUGCCAACGAUGAUGGAAACCAACCCUCAGGACCCAAUGACUGUAGGGCAGACUCUGGCGAGGACAAUCACAAGAGAGAAAAUGGUGCCAUUGGUCGUUUCUUCCCUCUGCAUCCUCUUGCUGCUUUGGCCAUUAUGCCCCUGCUACCGACUUGGCUGUUUUUGAAUCGAGGCUACACACAAUGGUUCCACUGGUGCUUUGUCUUUUACAUGGUCACAGGCGGAAAGCUGGAGUGGUGGAGACGUUUCCUCGUCAUUCAAGGAGCUGAAAUAUCCAUGGGGUGGUAUGCUGCAGUGGUCUACGAGUAUGUAUGGCAUUCUCGCUUUUGCCAUAUCCUCUACAACAACAUGCCCCCAUCCAUGAAGGCCGAAAUGCUCGUCAAUGGCUCCAUGGCCAGUGGAGGAAUCAUCACCAACAAUCCGACUGCAAUUGCCAAUAUUACCUUGUCGCAUAUUAUUGAUAUUUUGGCGCAUCCCCUCCUGACUUUUCUAGUCUACAAGAUUCAUCGGUCCAAGGGAGGAACGAUUCGCAGUCUCAUGCAAUGGGAUAUCCUUGUAUCAACCUACGCGCUCAGUCGCCUCUACAGUUGCACCCACCUAUACCACAACCAAGGAAAGGUGGGGCUUUUCUAUUAUGGAUAUGAGGUUUACAACAUCGACAAUGUGAAUGCCUACACACCCGCCUACAUUGCAGAAGCGGGCUUUUACGUGGCGUUGAUCUGCUAUAAGUUGUAUCAUCAAUGGAACAUGCAUCGUCUACGCCUCAAGAUCCGUGUGACUGGCAGUGACAGGCGUCGCAGGAGAUCCAUGGAAUUGCAGAAACUGUCCAAGAAGAGACUGUCGGAACGAAAGCCCCUGCUCAUGCAAAGUAGUUCUUGCUUCUCAACCGACGGCAAGCAGUUGGACGACGAUGACGAUUUAGAAAGAACUUGUUGA